Linum tenue is the source of this 1156-nucleotide messenger RNA. NCBI's taxonomy places the organism in Eukaryota, Viridiplantae, Streptophyta, Magnoliopsida, Malpighiales, Linaceae. The record is from the annotation of a GenBank genome assembly.
GGCGCAAGCGUUGUUUUCUCUCAACAGAGUCCUCAGUCGAUGCAAGAGAUGGCCAGCCCAUUACUACUCUGAAGGCGGUUGCGUAAUAUUCUUUGCACCUAGCAGAUGGUCCAGCCACAACAGAGGAAAGAAGCAUGGUCAGAGGAUAAGCAGGCUGUCACAGACUUGAAACAAGAAACAGAGAUGGGGGCAUGGGGCCAAAGAUACUGCAAGGUGAGAGGAUUGAGCAUCCCAUUCAAAGGAUUUUGAGAACAUACGAGGAUGUCACUCAUUCCUGUCUCUUCCUCCAACCUCUCCUUCAGUUCCCCCACCUCAGUUCCCUUGAAAGAAAAGGGAAGGUUUGGGUCCAAACGACGGAGGAGGAGGCUGGAGAGAGGCUUCGAAAGACCGGCCACCAGGGCCUUGCGGCGGUCGGUGAUCGGAAGAUUGUUGCUGCGGCGGAGGUCUUAGCUCCAUCACAUCAACAUCCCACAGAAUCCAAUCCUGGGUUGCAGUUCUAUGAGGGAUGUCGUGGGUGACAUGAUUCCUCCAAGGAGGGACGCCGCCGUUGGCGCGAAGGUACUGGCCGUGGCGGGUUUUCAGGCGAACCUGAACGCCUUCUCUAAUGGGCUCCCACUCGACGGAGGUGUCAAGGCGCGGGGGAGUGGUCUGAAUCACUUUUUUCCCGGUCAUCCCGAGGAGGAACGGCGUGGAGGAGGCGGUCAGGUACUUGCUGUAGCAGCUUUGUAACCGUAUGGCCUGGUACCCUUCCACAAUCUCCACCGUCCAUCUGGCGUUCUUCGACAUCCCGUUCCGAUCCUGGCUCACGCCUUCCUGAUCGUCGUCGGCGAGCAGGUACUUGUCGUGGUGGCUUCGGAGACGGAUCACCCUCGCUUUCUCGAAUAGCUCCAUUUUACAUGUGCGACGAUAAUGAUUCAGAGAUUAAUGGUUUCUUUGCUGCAGAAUGCGAGAUGGGGACAAUGGAGGGAAUUUUUUGGCCGGCGGUUGGAAGAAUCGGAGGAAUUAAGAAGCAAUGAUGAAUUUUCGUAAGGGAUAAAAUUUCUGUUUUUAUUUUGCUGUCUUUUUUUUUUUACUGCGCGAUAUUUGAGAAUUACCGUGGAUAUCUUUGGCGUGUGACGUGUCUUUUUACAAGGAUUGAAAAUCAUUGUAUUGCAGC